This is a messenger RNA of Blastocystis hominis, 762 nucleotides long. RefSeq lists its product as hypothetical. The transcript has 3 exons. NCBI's taxonomy places the organism in Eukaryota, Bigyra, Opalinata, Blastocystidae. The coding region runs from base 1 to 762 and encodes 253 amino acids. The record is from RefSeq and is a predicted model, not a curated record.
AUGACGACUACGCUCGUGGGCAAGAUCGUUGAAGUGCUUCGUCAGCGAUCCAAAACGCCGCUCAGCUUCGAAGAAAUCCUCGCACAGAUCGGCGACGGCUUCGACGAGCUCCGCAAAACCGACGGGACCAAGUACAAAGGCGACCGCACCAAGGCGUUGAACGGCGCGCUCUUCUCGACGGGGAUCUUCCGCCACACGGGAUCGAAGUGGACGCUGCGGCAAGACGAGUUGGUGCAGUACCAGCAGCGGUUCCAGCAGCGUGUGGAGACGCGAGGGCGGCGGCGGAAGCUGGCGGAGAAUGGGGGCGAGCCGGCGCCGAAGCGGAAGUACACGCGGCGGCAGAUCAAGCGGAGCACGGUGGUGAAGAUGCUGAAAGCGGCGUCGGAGCGACUGCGGAUGAGUUCGCGCGAUCAGAACAUGGUGAUGUUCAAGAAUCCCUUCCAGGGAUUGACGGGGAGCGAGGAGCUGCUGAAGCUGCGGAAGAAGCUGGGGGAGGAGAAGUUUGAGAUGGCGAUUCAGAUGUAUAACUAUUUUGAGGACGUGCUGGGGAAGCUGGCGGUGGAGGGGGAGGGAGCGAGCGCGACGACGAACGACGAGCAGACGAACCACCUCAUCGACCAGCUGCAGCAGGAAGUGUACGAGCUGCGAAGCCGAUUGAUGGUGCUGGAGAAGCUGAGCGGAGUGACGACGGAUAUUUCUCUGUGGCUUGUUUGUGGAACACAGGAGAGUGAUGGUGGAGAAGGGUGCAGGGCAAUGGUGUAA